Molecule: messenger RNA, 1877 nt
Organism: Helianthus annuus (common sunflower)
Lineage: Eukaryota; Viridiplantae; Streptophyta; Magnoliopsida; Asterales; Asteraceae
Product: probable aquaporin NIP5-1
Exons: 5
Coding region: 664-1548 (294 amino acids)
Biological process (GO): transmembrane transport
Cellular component (GO): membrane
Molecular function (GO): channel activity
Source: RefSeq, a predicted model, not a curated record
AAUGUGCGAAUAGAUUGAUCGGUGCGCCAGUAGAAUUCCGCGUUAUGUUUGUUAAUAAUUGAAGAGUUGUGGGUUUCUUAAACUAUAGGCAACCAACCACAAGCUUUAUCAGGAGACACUGCUGUGAAACAGUCGGAAUCUGAUUACCCCAUUUAUACACCAUUCCUCUUCAACAUUCAUCGCUUCCUUCAUCUUCAACCCCCCAUCAUAUCUUUAUAAACAUUCUGUAAGCGUCUUUUAUGUUUUAGCAUUCAAGAUUUUGAUCAUACAUAUGUUUCUGGUUUUCAAACUGUAUCUGUUUUUCAUCUAGUUAUUUCAGUUGUUUAGUCUGGCUGUUUUCAAAUCUUUUCUUCCUUAAUUCAACAUUUAUAAAAAUCUACCCAGAAUGUAAGUUCAAACACUCCUUAUAAAGUUAUAAUUUUCUUCUGCAAAACAAAAAUAAAAAAAAAAAAAUUUUUUUUUGAAGAAAAGAAGUGAUCUAGUUUCGAUCUGGAUCGAACUCAGAGGAUUACUACGUAACAGUACCUUAAUAAAAAUCUACAAAUUAUGUAAGGUAUUUGUCACUCAUCUUUCUGGUCUUUAGCUUCUAUCUCAAAAAAAAAAAAAAAAAAAAAAAAAAAAAAAAAAAAAAAAAAGUUAAAAAAAAUAUCGAGAUUGUUGAAAAUGGAAGGUGGGGAUGGGCGAACGCCGCCGGUGUCGGCGCCGGCGACGCCGGGAACGCCGGGAGGUCCGUUGUUCACGUCUUUGAGGGUUGACUCUUUGUCAUUUGAGCGAAAGUCAACGCAUCGUUGUACACCAACGUGGGGAGGACCAAACACUUGCUUCACUGAUAUUCCUACACCGGAUAUCUCUCUCACUCGAAAGGUGGGCGCAGAAUUUGUGGGAACGUUUAUAUUGAUAUUUGCAGCAACAGCGGGACCUAUAGUGAACGAAAAGUAUUCAGGAUCAGAGACGUUAAUCGGGAAUGCAGCGUGUGCAGGGUUAGCGGUGAUGAUCAUAAUAUUAUCAACGGGUCAUAUCUCAGGAGCUCAUUUGAACCCAUCGCUCACAAUCGCAUUUGCAGCCCUGCGUCAUUUCCCAUGGGCUCAGGUCCCUGCCUACAUCUUGGCUCAAGUUUCGGGCUCCAUAUGCGCUUCAUUUGCUCUCAAAGGUGUUUUUCACCCCUUUAUGUCCGGUGGUGUUACGGUUCCUUCUACUAGCACUGGCCAAGCGUUUGCACUUGAGUUCCUUAUUACGUUUAAUCUCCUGUUCGUUGUCACAGCCGUUGCUACUGAUACGCGUGCUGUGGGAGAAUUGGCCGGUAUUGCAGUUGGAGCUACUGUUAUGCUCAACAUUCUUGUUGCAGGGAAAUCGAGCGGUGGUUCAAUGAACCCGGUGCGUACACUAGGUCCAGCAGUUGCGGCAGGGAAUUACACAGUGAUAUGGGUCUACUUGUUGGCACCUACGCUUGGGGCACUGGCUGGAGCCGGUGUGUACACAUUGGUCAAACUUCAAGCGGGUGAGGGAGAGGAACCGCGUUCGGCUCGAAGCUUCCGUGACCGUGGUUAAAUGCUGCCAGACAGUUGGAGUAUUGGUAUGCAAGAUAUGUACAAGUUGCAUAACUACUGCUAUCUAUCUAUCUUUGUUUUCUGUGUGGUGUGAUGCUAAUAAAACAGGAUGUGAUCUCAUAUCCCUUUGAACCGGUGUGCCGUUGCCUGAAUGGAUGCUUUACAGGCAAAUGUGUGUGAUGUGCAUGUUCCUUUUUAUGGUUUGCUUGAUAAUAAUUGUAAUCAAAGAACACAUAUAUAUGUAUGUGUAUGGUGUGUGUUUGUUUGAACUUAUGAUAUAUGUAAUAUAUGUUUUGUGACUGUAAGUGUAAGGUAAUUCUCAAGGCUGCC